Messenger RNA from Actinia tenebrosa (Australian red waratah sea anemone), 5651 nucleotides. RefSeq names its product contactin-5. Gene Ontology annotation, cellular component: plasma membrane; axon. The record is from RefSeq and is a predicted model, not a curated record. Gene Ontology annotation, biological process: cell-cell adhesion; axon guidance. Gene Ontology annotation, molecular function: protein binding. NCBI's taxonomy places the organism in Eukaryota, Metazoa, Cnidaria, Anthozoa, Actiniaria, Actiniidae.
CGGCCAACCGUUUAAUUAAGAGAGUUCAGAUCGCUUGGUCAAUAAAUGUAUAUAUAGGAUUCAUGUCAGUUGUUGGUAGAAGAUGAGAUGUCACGCUGAUAUUCAAGGGUCGUCAAACGUGUUUGGAUUUACACUGGAAUUCUAAAGAAACUGGUGGUUCUAAAGACAUUUCCAAGGCGACUUCCUGGAUUUGGUUGAAAAGCUAAACCACAAGUUGUAAUAACUGGAUCAGUACCUGGUAAAAGAUGAUCUCGUUCUGUCUACUCCUUGUACUCUUUUUAAAAGCAUGCGCCUCCAAUAGCAAACCAGUUAUUCUGGUUCAACCCUCGGACACUGUCAUCAUAGGAUUCAGCUUCACUCUCAUGUGCAUCAGCAACAGCCAGAACAACACUGUUACGUGGUUCCACAACAACAAGAUAAUACAGUUCCACCGACAACAAGACAUGAUGAAGACAGCUGAUGGAUCACUGUUCGUCUCUAACGCUCUUGUUUACCGUGACGAGGGGUUCUACCAGUGUCUAGUGUCUAAUACGAGAGGCGCGGUGUUCAGCAGAAGAGCAAAGGUCAAGUUUCCAUAUCUCAAGCAAUUUGCCAAAGGGAACGAAUUCAUCAGAAAAGAAGAGAGUCAUAGCGUGGUUUUAAAGUGCAUCGCACCUGACUCUUACCCUGACAGGCAAAUCCAGUGGUCAAAAAUCGACCCACAGAACCGGAGCUUGCGCAAACCUCUUCCCCAGUCACCUUACUACACGGUCAGCUCUAACGGGGACCUACACUUCUCGUACGUCAAGAGUAGGGAUUCUGGUGACUAUGUGUGUACGGUGACCAAUAAUGUUAUCAAUAGACACGUGGUACGGACUUUGGUCCUCACGGUUUACCCUGUGCUUCCAUUAGUCAAUCAGCCACCAAUGAUAUCAACUGAGUUUUCACUAACAAAGGUGGCUAUGAAGGGAGAACAGUUUGCCCUUGAGUGCAUCGUCUAUGGAAUGCCUGUACCAAAAAUAACUCUACGAAAGAAAGGUCUACAUAUGAUCAUUGGCCAGAUUGCAGGCAACGCACGACGUCACAUUAUCAAAAGCUUUAGCAGCAGCGACGCCGGGAGGUAUAGAUGUAAGGCAACGGAUCCAUCGGGAAGAUCUGAUUCCAGAACCACAACUGUGAGAAUGGAAGCCAAACCUGAGUGGGUCAAAAAACCAAGUGACGUUAUAGUUGGUAAUAACAGCACUAUAUCUCUCCCCUGUGAGGCCUUUGGUAUACCAAGGGUCCAUUAUCAAUGGUACUUCAAUGGAUUCGCCUUGAAACCGUCCGCUAAGCACUCUUUCAGUGGUGGGAACCUCACUUUAUCGAGGCUCGCGUACAGCGACAGGGGAAUGUAUCAGUGCGUAGUGACCAACAGGCAUGGUCAAAUGAUAUCAUCCGCUGAAGUAAUGGUCGCAGAAAUCCCCGCUGGGUUUGGUCCCGGAAGUAAAGCUCCUGAAGACAUCAACAAGCUAAUUCGCUCCACUGUCACUCUGCCAUGCAACCCCACAGGAAACCCAAAGCCUACAGUAAGGUGGAGAAAGGGAUCUACGUAUCUCAGGAAGAAUCCACGAUACCUGUUCAUGGCCAAUGGGAAUCUGCGGAUUUUUAAUCUAACGCGCUUUGACAGUGGACGAUACACAUGUGAAGUUUCCAAUAGACUUGGUUCGAAUUCAAGAACCGCGCGGCUCAACGUUCAAGAAAAUUUAGCAAUUACUACCCUUCCAAAAGACCAGAUGGCCAAAAUUGGAUCAAAUGUCAGAUUUACAUGUGGCGUGUCGACAAUGGGCGUGACUGAAGUCACGAUCCAAUGGAGCAGGUACUACCAGCCAGUCAUCCCCAACUCACGCAUAACAAUUGGGAAAAGCGGAAAAGGCAUGAGUUAUAUUAACAUUAAUGGAGUUCGGUUCUCGGAUGCGGGACUGUACUCAUGUACAGUGUCGACACCGCUUGGGUCUGUGUCUUCUAAGUCUUCUAUUGAACACGCUAUUCUUCAAGUACAAGGUCCUCCAGAUCCACCCAAACACGUAAAGGUCUCCAAUGUCAACAGUCGCUACAAAGUCAACAUCACGUGGUCUCUAGGACGCGAUAACUACAGCCCGAUAACCAGGGUGAUCAUUGAACAAAAGGUCUAUUUUUACCCGCGUGUCUGGAGCCUAGUAAAAACCAUCACAGAUCCUAAGGAGACACGUGUAGAAGUCACUAUGUCACCAUGGGCUCGUUAUACUUUCCGCGCAAUCGCAGUAAAUGCAAUUGGUUCGAGUAGGCCUAGUGCCGAGACGGCUACUAUUAUCACUCCUCCAAAUGCACCAGACAUACCUCCGCAAGGCAUUAAAAGCAAAGGGAAGACUCCUUCUACCUUGCAAAUUUCAUGGCAGCGCUUGACUUUAAUGCAACAAAAUGGCCCCGAUCCAUUUUACGUCGUCUACUACAAGAAAGCCGACAGUAAAAAAUCAAUGAAACGUCACGAGGKGCGGAACAACAGGACCAGGUUUACCAUCAAGGGUACGAAGUACUACACCAAGUAUGCCUUCCAAGUACAGGCUGCUAACAAGAGGGGCUUUGGACCUAAGAGUGACGUUCAAUAUGGAUAUUCUGGAGAGCGAUAUCCUGUUGGCAGACCUACCAAACUUAAAAUCACCAUCACUUCGCCUACCUCAGCCGUCGCAACAUGGACACCGGUAUCAAACAAGAGAGAUAUUGCUGGAGGAAAGCUACUUGGAUAUMAGGUGUACUUCUGGACUGAUGACUUCGACUACCGCCCAAGAAAGGCAAAGUUUAAGUCCACUGUACGCGCGACAGCAGUGCUUCAACUCGAUGCCUUCACGUCGUACCGUUUCCAGGUUCUAGCGUACAAUAGUCUUGGGGACGGUCCGGGAAGUAGCAUCGUGGGCCCUCUGAGGACACCUAUGGGCAGUUCGAUCACUGAUAGUAAAUCAGCUAAACGCCAUUCAGAAACAAACUCAAAGGAGGCUCAUUUGUUACCCGAACCUCCCUCUCACCUGACUUUGGUUGUGCAGAACGCCUCUUAUGUUCUGCUGCAGUGGGCUCCUCCCAAAACAUCUAAUGGUGCUAUCAUGAGUUACACURUAUCUGUGAGAAGGUUGGUAGAUAGCAAAACCGUGAGCAAGACAACCAACUUCUCAACCGAACUUCGAGUYCACAAUCUGGACUUGAAAACACGUUUCCAGUUUUCUGUCCGUGCGAAAAACACGAUUGGAGAGGGACCGCCUGUCAUGGCUGACUUUGACCUUGCAACGAUUCCAUUAAGCUGGCCUGACAACGUGCAAGCAUUGUAUGAUGGAUUCCAAAGGGAAGCAACAAUCUCUUGGGACAAAAUUCGAAAACUACGAGUCGAUGGAUACAGGAUAUAUUAUUUUAAGAAAGAAGGCAAACUCGAAACAAUAGAUGUGGAAAGAGAUCGAACAGAAUGGACCAUACCAAGACUGGAAAAUGGCAACGACUUCUGGUUCCAAGUCGCGGCAUUUAGUCUAGUAGAUGGAGAGCAUUACAUGAUAGGRCCAAGAUCACCAGCGGUGAAGGCUGGGAAAGUGGUUGUGUCAGCCAGAAAGUCCUCGGGCUCAAAAAUUUUGUCACAGCUGUCUCUACUACACCCUAUAUGUGUUGUUAUCCUCUUUUAUCAACUGGUCAGCUAAUUAUGUCCCAGAAAAGUUCUUUGGAAUUUAAUCUGGAUUUGAAGUAAUUUCGCCUUGUAGUUUAGGCAAAUGGAACAUGUUGAGAAGAAUUGUAUGGAUUUCAAACUUCACUCCUGCCUGGAAAUGGUUUUAUCAAAACAAGUUAUUGACAAUGGGUAUUCUGAUAUCCAGUUUGUUAUCCUUYCACCUUUCCAGAUAUUCACGUUGACAACUCUAAGGAAUGCUAUCAGAAUAUUUUUGACAUAUGACAGACAAGUAAGGUGUGACUCAAUAAACACCUAAAUGUUGAAGUUUUGCUCCAAUGAACAAGAAACAUCAAUGCUUUGUAUCAACAUUAAACGUUAUUUGCCUCUGUGCUCCAAGAUGAYGCUGUUCACCUAACAAGGACAUGCAAUUUUGUUUCUUUUGCCAUAUAAGAACAAAGUAUUUUGUCUUAACCAAAUAUGGAUAACCAAUGAUAAAUUUACCAAUUGGGGACACAAAUGGCAUCAUUACCAACAAUUUCUUUGCCAAAACAAAGAUAGAAAACCAGUGGUUUUGAUGCCAAAUAAAGGGCAACUAAAGAUGCAAAGUCUUUACCAAAUGUGGACCACUGACAUUCAAAUAUGGAUGACCAAUGGCAUCCUUACCAAAUAUUGGACACCAAAAUAGUGUCUUCACCAAAUAAAGACAAUUUGUUAAUGUUUACUAAUAAUUAGUAAUAGAAUAAGUAAUGGAAUUAUUCCAAUAUGGACAAUUAAUGUUGACUUGACAAUAUAUGGUUGCAAUUGUUUUGUUCCAUGCCAAAUAUGGACAUACAUGUCUUUUUAAGACUCUUUCCAAAUCUGGCCAUCAUUGUUCCUAAUUUCCUUCCUCCUCCAAUGAUGACAUUGAUUCAGGAAUUAGGUCAGAAUGUGUCUUUUUACCUUUUAAAAAUAAGAGCAUUCUCAAGCUUUGCCAGGAGUUAUAUUUUGAUAUUGGUCAGCAAUGAGGGUAUUGUUGCAAUGUGCGAUAAUUAUAAAAUGUUUUAAAAAACAAAGAAGAAUUAUGACAUGACACUUCUAUCUUGCUAAGCAGAAGUGUAAAGUACCUAUUAAUGAAAAUGAAGCAUGUAUAUAUGAGGGUUUUAAAAAAUUGAAAUAAUCUAUCAAUGUUUUGAGCCAAUAUAAAUCCAGUUGCAGAUCCAGGAAAUUGAGAAGGGGGUUAACUAUUAUGAAGGUUUUACAGGAAAUGCAAGAAAAAGUGGGUGGCUUGCUAAGGAUAAUAAUUUGAUCAAAAGGGGGAUGGCUAGCCACCCCCUUUACCCCCUGGAUCUGCCCCUGAAAUCUGGCAAUCUUCUGGCACACUCUGAUUUAACUUUUAAGUCACCUGGAUAAGAUAACAUAUUUGACAUGUUUAUUUAUCCAUUUAUGAUAUUAGAGAAGUAGAAAGAGGGGAAAGAUAAGAGAGAGCUUUGACCCCAAGCACUCUCUUYGCAAUGAACCUCCUGCUACGGCCUAUUGCUGGUUUUCGAUCAAUCCAGAGAUAUGAAAAGCACAGCAGCCAUGUUGGUUGAUAUAAAAAACAAAAUAAUUUCAAGAAGAGAUAACUAGCUAAAAACUAGUGUGAGCUGCAUCGGUGUUUCUAAUGAAACAGUAACGAUAAAAGGGUGAAUUUUACACUGUGAAAAGAUGAAAAAAAACUUACUGACGUUUCRGACGCUAGUCCUUUGUCAGAGUAAAAGAGGAAURAAAUAAUUUCAAGUUUWWAAAAAAAAAAUUUAACCAAGAUGGCAACUAUGAAAACCAGCAAUCUGGCCUAUAAUAGCAUCAGGUUGCUAAGCAUUUUUUUUUUCAUAUUAUGAAACAGGCCAUGUGCAUCUUAUGCAGCUUUUCAAACAUUUCAAUAGAGCUUUUUUAGAGUAAAAGGUUUUUCAUAUUGAAAAAUGGUGAAAAAGCCAGAGAGGCCUGAUAGUUUGCUAGGAUACAGAGCAGGUUCAUUAAAAAAGCUUCUCAUGAAGAA